Pseudonaja textilis is the source of this 1185-nucleotide messenger RNA. It is a transcript of the gene PRMT8, whose product is annotated as protein arginine methyltransferase 8. Gene Ontology annotation, cellular component: plasma membrane. Gene Ontology annotation, biological process: peptidyl-arginine methylation, to asymmetrical-dimethyl arginine; chromatin remodeling. Gene Ontology annotation, molecular function: protein-arginine omega-N monomethyltransferase activity; protein-arginine omega-N asymmetric methyltransferase activity; histone methyltransferase activity. The record is from RefSeq and is a predicted model, not a curated record. NCBI's taxonomy places the organism in Eukaryota, Metazoa, Chordata, Lepidosauria, Squamata, Elapidae.
AUGGGCAUGAAACACUCGUCCCGCUGCCUGCUCCUCCGGAGGAAAAUGGCGGAGAACGCCACCGAGAACGCCGAGGUGUACAGCGGUGGCCCCAAGCCUCUCCAGCCAGUCACCAUACCGAAUCCUGUCCCGCCUGCCAUUCAAACUCCGUUGGCGCCAAGUUGUCCCGGCCGAGGCAAGAUGGCGAAACUCCUGAAUCCAGAAGAAAUGACGUCGAGGGAUUAUUACUUUGAUUCGUACGCUCACUUUGGAAUCCAUGAGGAAAUGCUAAAGGACGAGGUGCGCACGUUAACCUACCGAAAUUCCAUGUAUCACAAUAAGCACGUCUUUAAGGAGAAGAUUGUGCUGGAUGUGGGGAGUGGCACGGGCAUCCUUUCCAUGUUCGCUGCCAAGGCGGGAGCCAAGAAAGUCUAUGGGAUCGAAUGCUCCAGUAUAUCUGACUACUCCGAAAAGAUUAUCAAAUCCAACCACUUGGAUCACAUCAUCACAAUAUUUAAAGGCAAAGUGGAAGAGAUUGAAUUGCCUGUGGACAAAGUAGAUAUCAUAAUCAGUGAAUGGAUGGGUUACUCCCUUUUCUAUGAGUCCAUGCUUAACACAGUCAUCUUUGCUCGAGACAAGUGGCUGAAACCUGGAGGGCUUAUGUUUCCAGACCGAGCGGCUUUGUACAUGGUAGCCAUCGAAGACCGACAGUACAAGGAUUUCAAAAUCCACUGGUGGGAGAAUGUCUACGGCUUCGACAUGACCUGCAUCCGGGAUGUGGCCAUGAAGGAGCCUUUGGUGGACAUCGUUGACCCAAAGCAAGUGGUGACCAAUGCUUGUUUAAUAAAGGACGUUGAUCUCUACAUCGUAAAGCCGGAAGACCUGGCCUUCACCUCUGCGUUUUGCCUCCAGAUUCAACGCAACGACUACAUUCACGCCUUGGUCACCUAUUUUAAUAUAGAAUUUACAAAGUGCCAUAAGAAAAUUGGGUUUUCUACAGCUCCGGACGCGCCUUACACUCACUGGAAGCAAACUGUAUUUUACCUGGAGGAUUAUCUAACUGUCCGAAGAGGGGAAGAAAUCUAUGGAACCAUAUCCAUGAAACCAAAUGAAAAAAAUGAGCGUGACCUCGACUUCAUGGUGGAGUUGGAUUUUAAAGGGCAGCUUUGCGAAGCCUCUGUAUCUAAUGACUAUAGGAUGCGCUAA